CAAUUCCCCUGUUUUUUUCAUUCAUAUAUCAUAUCUUUCUUUAUUUAUAUAUCUAACAAUUCAUUCUUAUAUAAAGAAAUAAAUACAUGGUUGGUAAUAUUGACUUGCUAUCUUCCAGUGGGUCAAUAUUGACUAUGUACAACAAGGGUGUAGAAAAGAAUGUUAAUGAACAUGAUGAUAUGUUAGUUGAGGUUUGUUCAUCUUAUGAUGAUCUUGAAUUGGGGUUAGGAUUGAGUAUUGGCUGUGCUUUGAAGAAAAAACAAGAAGAAGAUGAUAAUUUGAUGUCUUCUUCUUGUUCAUCCUCAUCAUCUUCUAAUUCUGUUAAUAUCCCAAAUUCAUCAAUUGUUGCUACUAAAAUAAAUGUUAUGGAUUAUGCUUCUCCUAUUUCUACCAGUGUCGUUGGAUGGCCUCCAAUAGGAAGAGGACAACGGAUGCCAAUCUUGACUAACCGAAUCAAGUCAGAACAUCCCGUGUUUAGCAAGAACGUAUCCAAUGGUAGUCAUCAUCAUUUAUCCGUUAAGGUGAAUAUGGAUGGAGCCCCAAUUGGAAGAAAAAUCGAUCUUUUUGCUCACAACUCUUAUGAAAUGUUAGCUCAGACCUUGGAGGACAUGUUUCAUGAAAAACUAGGAUCUUCAAGAUUGUUGGAUGGAACAUCUGAGUUUGUGCUUACUUAUGAAGACAAAGAUGGAGACUGUAUGCUUGUUGGAGACGUACCUUGGCUGAUGUUUCUUGGCUCUGUGAAAAGGUUGCGGAUUCUCAGAAACCCCAAAAUGCAGCAUUGAGAUUCCAAAAGAAAACAAUCAAAACAUGAUGCAGAUGACCCAUGUUAUAAAUAUUAACAUAUACUUUCUGUUAGUUUAUUGAUCAACGAGAGUAACGGGAUGAUUGAUGAUGUUUACUUUUUUGGGGCUGUUGUAGGCUCAGAUCAAUGUCGAUUUAUUUCUUGAUUUUUUUUAUACAGCUUCUUAGCACCACGACCGGCUUUAAACAAGCAUAUGAGUUGUUGGUGCGAGCAUACACAAGGCACACUUCACUAAUAGUUUGGUUUCUUCGAAAUUUUGGUGUAAUUUGGAUUGGCCUUUGAAUAAAUAUACAGAGAUUUAUUUGUA
Messenger RNA from Erigeron canadensis, 1109 nucleotides. RefSeq names its product auxin-responsive protein IAA11-like. Gene Ontology annotation, biological process: regulation of DNA-templated transcription. NCBI's taxonomy places the organism in Eukaryota, Viridiplantae, Streptophyta, Magnoliopsida, Asterales, Asteraceae. Gene Ontology annotation, cellular component: nucleus. Bases 87 to 782 code for a protein of 231 amino acids. Gene Ontology annotation, molecular function: protein binding. The record is from RefSeq and is a predicted model, not a curated record. The transcript has 4 exons.